Messenger RNA from Toxotes jaculatrix (banded archerfish), 1170 nucleotides. RefSeq lists its product as uncharacterized. The transcript is spliced from 4 exons. NCBI's taxonomy places the organism in Eukaryota, Metazoa, Chordata, Actinopteri, Toxotidae. Gene Ontology annotation, cellular component: cytosol. Gene Ontology annotation, biological process: negative regulation of transcription by RNA polymerase II. Gene Ontology annotation, molecular function: protein-folding chaperone binding. The coding region runs from base 16 to 1170 and encodes 384 amino acids. The record is from RefSeq and is a predicted model, not a curated record.
UUCUAGCAGAACAUCAUGGUACUCAUCUGGACCCAGUUCGGUAUGAAGCACAAAAAUGUCAAUGUCAAGUGCAAAGUGCGAGUUAUGCACCGGGGAGACAGCUCAGGCUCAUCAUCAUCAGCGGAAGGCACCAGGUCUGAGCAGGACACACCCUGCCUGUCCAUCAAACCCACAGGCAAGGACUUCUACAAAAUCCUGGGUGUCUCCACUGAAUCCAACGAAGACGAGAUCAAGAAGGCGUACAGGAAGAUGGCACUCAAGUUCCACCCAGACAAGAACAGCGAUGCUGAUGCAGAGGACAGGUUCAAAGAGAUUGCAGAGGCCUAUGAGAUCCUGACUGACCCCAAAAAGAGGAGCAUAUACGACCAGUUUGGAGAAGAAGGCCUUAAGAAUGGAAUGUCUAUGACAGGCCAAGGCACUGUUUUCCGCAAUAAUUUCCCCAGCGACCCCCACGCCACCUUCUCCUCCUUCUUCCAUGGAUCCGACCACUUCGACAUCUUCUUUGGCAGCGACUUAGACGGUGAAGAUGACCUCUUCAACCCUUUCAGACGGUUCACCUUCAGCCACGUGGGUGGGUUUGCCGGCUACGAUGGCGGGCUACGAAGAGGCCAGCGGCGCCUGCAGGGCGAGGAGGUUGUGCACGAUCUGCUGGUGACCCUAGAGGACGUGAUGCACGGCUGCACAAAGCAAGUGAAGAUCACCCGCAGCCGGCUCAACCCCGACGGCCGCAGCCUGCGAUCUGAAGACAAGGUGCUAAACGUGGUGGUGAAGAAGGGCUGGAAAGCGGGGACCAAGAUCACCUUCCCCAGGGAGGGAGAUGAGACACCCAACAACACCCCUGCAGACAUCACCUUCAUUCUCAGGGACAAGGAGCACCCUCAAUACAAGAGAGAAGGCUCCAACAUCGUCUACACGGCCAAGAUCACCCUCAAAGAGGCUCUCUGUGGCUGCACAGUUAACGUCCCAACACUUGACAGCCGGAUGAUGCCUCUACCAUGCAGCGAUGUUAUUAAACCUGGUGCUGUUCGGCGGCUCAGGGGCGAAGGUCUGCCCCUGCCCAAGAGCCCUUCCCAGCGAGGCGACUUGGUGGUGGAGUUCCAGGUGCUCUUCCCCGACAGGAUCCCACCACAGUCCCGCGAGAUCAUCAAGCACAGCCUGGCCCAGUGCUAG